AUGGUUGAUGAUUGUCUUGCAAGAGGACUUUCAUCAUGCCUUGCCUUGAGAUUGAGUGGAAAUGAGACAGAUCGACUGGCGUUGCUUGAAAUCAAGGCGAGGAUAACCAAUGACCCUGUUGAAGCCUUGACUUCAUGGAAUGAAACCAACCAUUUUUGCAAUUGGCGUGGUGUCACGUGUGGUCGUCAUCACAAGAGGGUUACAGUGUUCAACCUGGAGUGCUUCAAACUUUCAGGAUCUCUGUCACCACAUGUUGGGAAUUUGAGUUUUUUGAGAGUACUUUCUCUCACCAACAAUAACUUCAGGCACAAAAUUCCUCCAGAAAUUGGCCGUUUCCCAAGAAUGCAAGAUAUAGUUUGUGAGAAUAAUUCACUGACCGGUGAAAUUCCCUCAAACUUAUCGCGUUGCUCCCAACUCUCCAUAAUUGCUUUUGGUGGGAAUUUUCUGGUAGGAAAACUUCCCGAGGAGCUUGGCACUUUUGUCAAAGUUAAGAAUAAUUUCAAAUACAAUAAAGUAUCAGGAAGAAUCCCCCAUGGGAUUGGAAAUCUGGCUAACCUGGAGAGCAUUUGUUUUGCCAAGAACCAAUUUUCAGAAAGCAUCCCACCCGACGUUGGAAAGCUUCGGAGAAAACAUUUGACUGGUUUACUUCCCAAAAGUCUUCUCAAAGCUACUGAUGGAUUUUCCUCUGUCAACUUGAUUGGUAUGGGCAGUUUUGGAUCUGUUUAUGAAGGAGUUCUUGAGCAAGGUGAAACAACAAUUGCUGUCAAAGUACUCAACCUCGUCCGUCUCCGAGCUUACAAAAGUUUUAUUUCUAAGUGUGAGGCUUUGAGAAAUAUUAGACACCGUAAUCUUAUCAAGAUACUCUCAGCAUGUUCUGGUUUCGAUUAUCACCGUCACAAUUUCAAGGCCUUAAUUUAUGAGUUCAUGGUUAAUGGGAGCUUUGAGGAAUGGUUGCAUCCAACUCUACAAUUGGUAAGCCAAAUGAGAGGCCAAGGAGCUUUAACAUUUUCUGAGAGGUUGAAUAUUGUUAAUGAUGUUGCCCUGGCGUUGGAUUAUCUCCAUCAUCAUUGUGAGACACGAAUAGUUCAUUACAACCUCAAACCCAGCAAUAUGCUUCUCAAUGAGGACAUGAUUCAGAUAGCAUUGCACAAUCACAGUAAUAACAAUUUUCAAAUAGCAUUACAUCUAUCAAUUACUUUGCCCAGUUAUUCCAAAAAUGGAUAA
Molecule: messenger RNA, 1224 nt
Organism: Pyrus x bretschneideri (Chinese white pear)
Lineage: Eukaryota; Viridiplantae; Streptophyta; Magnoliopsida; Rosales; Rosaceae
Product: probable LRR receptor-like serine/threonine-protein kinase At3g47570
Exons: 4
Coding region: 1-1224 (407 amino acids)
Biological process (GO): protein phosphorylation
Molecular function (GO): protein kinase activity; ATP binding; protein binding
Source: RefSeq, a predicted model, not a curated record